Molecule: messenger RNA, 3221 nt
Organism: Tachyglossus aculeatus (Australian echidna)
Lineage: Eukaryota; Metazoa; Chordata; Mammalia; Monotremata; Tachyglossidae
Gene: RABGEF1
Product: RAB guanine nucleotide exchange factor 1
Exons: 9
Coding region: 5-1507 (500 amino acids)
Biological process (GO): vesicle-mediated transport
Cellular component (GO): endocytic vesicle; cytosol
Molecular function (GO): guanyl-nucleotide exchange factor activity; zinc ion binding; DNA binding
Source: RefSeq, a predicted model, not a curated record
AUAUAUGUGUAUAUGUUUCAGGAGGAAGAUGAGCCUGAAGUCCGAACGCAGAGGGAUUCAUGUGGAUCAGUCCGAGCUCCUGUGCAAGAAAGGAUGCGGUUACUACGGCAACCCUGCCUGGCAAGGCUUCUGCUCCAAAUGCUGGAGGGAGGAGUAUCAGAAGGCCAGACAGAAGCAGAUCCAGGAGGAUUGGGAGCUGGCUGAACGACUCCAGCGCGAGGAGGAAGAGGCCUACGCCAGCAGCCAUAGCAGCCAAGGGGCUCAGUCCCUCACGUUCUCCAAGUUCGAGGAAAAGAAAACCAACGAGAAGACCCGCAAGGUGACCACAGUGAAGAAGUUCUUCAGUGCUUCAUCCAGAGGAGGGCCUAAGAAAGAGAUCCACGAAACCAAGGCCCCCAGUCCUUCCCUGAGCCGGCAGACCAGCGUUGAGACAGACAGAGUAUCCAAAGAGUUCAUAGAGUUCCUCAAGCCCUUUCAAAAGACGGGCCAGGAUAUCUACAAGCAGACGAAACUCUUCUUGGAAGCGAUGCAUUACAAGAGGGAACUAAGUAUUGAGGAGCAGUCCGAGUGCGCGCAGGACUUUUACCAGAACGUGGCGGAGAGGCUGCAGACCCGCGGCAAAGUGCCCCCGGAGAGGGUGGAGAAGGCGAUGGAUCACAUCGAGAAGUACAUCAUGACCCGCCUAUACAAACACGUCUUCUGCCCGGAAACCACUGAGGACGAGAAGAAGGACCUCGCGGUUCAGAAGAGGAUCAGAGCUCUGCACUGGGUGACUCCACAGAUGCUCUGUGUCCCGGUUAAUGAAGACAUUCCCGAAGUCUACGACAUGGUGGUGAGAGCCAUUACAGAUAUCAUCGAGAUGGACUCGAAGCGGGUGCCCCGUGACAAGCUGGCCUGCGUCACCAAGUGCAGCCAGCACAUCUUCACCGCCAUCAAGGUCACCAAGGACGAACCGGCCUCGGCCGACGACUUCCUGCCCACCCUCAUCUACAUUGUCCUCAAGGGCAACCCGCCCCGCCUCCAGUCCAAUAUCCAGUACAUCACCCGCUUCUGCCACCCGAGCCGCCUGAUGACCGGCGAGGACGGCUACUACUUCACCAACCUGUGCUGCGCCGUGGCUUUCAUCGAGAAGCUGGACGCGCAGUCUCUGAACCUGAGCCAGGAGGACUUCGACCGCUACAUGUCGGGCGAGACGUCGUCGCCCAAGAAGUCGGAGGCGGAGAGCUGGUCCCAGGGGGCCCGCCUGGGCGUCCAGCAGAUGUAUAAGAACUUGGACCUGCUCAGCCAGCUCAACGAGCGGCAGGAGCGGAUCCUCAGCGGAGCCAAGAAACUCGAAAAGGACCUGAUCGACUGGACCGACGGCAUAGCCAAGGAAGUCCAGGACAUCGUGGAGAAAUACCCGCUGGCCAUCAAGCCCCCGGACCCCCCGCUGGCGGCCAUCGACUCCGAAAACGUGGAGAACGACAAGCUGCCUCCCCCCCUGCAGCCGCAGGUCUUCGCGGGGUGAAGGGGUCGCCGCCAGAGAGGGGUUCGCCGACGCGGAAUUCCGGCUAGCCCCAAUUACUGUCUCCUAGGCGGGAACCGGCAUUUAAUUUAAUGCUAAAAGCAAAUCGAAAUCGGCACAUUUUAAAGGUACAUUUCUCUUUUCGGUGGGGUGGGGCGGUGCGGAAGAAGGAGGGUUUACGUGUAAUAAAUUCUAUUUAUUUUAGUUAGGUAAGAAUGGCCCCGAGAGGCUUUCGCGUAUCUUUUUCUAUUUUUUUGUCAUUCUUUUUCAACCGAAUCUCUCUUGCCUACACAAAGCCGGUGUCACGCUCUAAGAAACACUAGCGUCGGCAGCAGAGUUUCCGUCCCGUUUCCUCCACAGCCGGCGGGACGGUUUCGACUUGGGUACGAUCCCCUUCCGUAGGCAGGGGGAGAACGGGAAGGCGGGCCUCGACGGCAUCGGGCUUCCUCAGCGUGAGGUGGUUCUCCGAGCUGUAAAGAAGGACGCUCUACCGAGACGUAAAUAUGUAGAAUUGUAAAUAUGUAAAGAGAAAGGUCGGACAGGUCCGCCGGGCACGGCAUUUUGUACGGGGGUCCUGCCUGCAGAAAGGGGAGAGAAGAGGCCUGCCUGCCUAGGGAAGUCCCUUACUAUUCUGUUCACUUCUUGAAAAGGAACCCAGCGAUACUUAGGGGGAGCUGACUGUCGAAACACUCAAGAUCACAUAGGCGGGCGGUGGAAGAACGGCAGGGUCGAAAUAGGUUAAAGCAUCAAGUCACCGUUCGACAUAACCGAUCGGAAGCUCGUCAGCACAGGGCUUCCCGAAUGGCUAUACUCUGGGGCGGCGGUGGGCAGAGGAGAAGGGCCUGGGCCGAGGACGAUCGAUAAGUUAAGGCGGCUCCCCUCGGGGCGGACCAUCGGUCAAAGAGGGCCAAAGUUUGGAGCGGUGACAGGGCGAGGCAGCCACGAGGCCUUGGAGCGGUGACAGGGCGAGGCAGCCACGAGGCCUCGGACCGGUCUUGUCGACAAUCCACUGACCCGCUUUGUGAGCAGGAAACCGGAGAGAUGGCAUCGGGCAGCCACCCGGGAUCGAGUCCGGAGCCCUGCCAAAGAAACCCCCCAAAAUCCCCGCUCUAGAUUCCACUUCAAGGGGGACUUCUCUCGGGCCACCACAUAGCCAUUGAACCUGUCAUAGUGACCAUAAGGUACAGUCCUUGAGCAACACUGCCCUGGAGAGGAGACCCUUAUCCCUACCCCACCCCAUUCCGCUUUCCCCUCUUCUCCCCCAUCCCACUCCUCCUUCCUCCUCCUCCCAUCCCACUCCCUUUUCCCCUCUCCACCCUCCACCACCGCCCAGCCCAAAUUCACCCUGCAAUAACAUCAGACCAAAACUGUGAUGAGUCCUGAAGGCGUUUUUUUAAUAACCUUUCAAACUAUGCACAUCCGCGGUCUCAAAAGCACCGAGGCUCCCUCGAGCCUCAAAGACGUGAAAGAGUUAACUCAAUUGACCGAGGUAGCAAGUUCUUUUGAGACCAGUCAGUCACCCUCUGCUCCAGAUUAGAUUUUCCUCCUCCACGGACCUGACCCCAGCCGUGAUCUCUCUCCCUCGGUUCCCUCUCUGCCCUCUAGGUCCGAAAUCCAGAUUAUCCAGAUACUCGGGCACCCUUUUCCUAGAAAUGUAUAAAAUUUUAGCCGCUGUACACUGCUUUUGUCGAGAAUAAACUGUGUCCGUCGUUCUCCC